CGGGCGGCGCCGGGAAGCGCUGCCGCGCGGCUCUGCACCGCAGCCGGCAGCCCCGAGCGCAGCGCCGCGCCGCCAUGGAGGCCCCGCGCCUGGCGCACACCAUGAGCAGCCCCACGAGCCCCUGCGAGGAGGUCAUCAAGAACCUGAGCCUGGAGGCCAUCCAGCUCUGCGACCGGGACGGGAAUAAAUCGCAAGAUAGUGGGAUCGCAGAGAUGGAGGAACUGCCAGUCCCACAUAACAUCAAAAUAAGCAACAUUACGUGUGAUUCCUUCAAGAUUUCUUGGGAUAUGGAUUCCAAAUCCAAGGACCGCAUCACUCACUAUUUCAUCGAUCUCAACAAGAAAGAAAACAAGAAUUCCAACAAAUUUAAACACAAGGACGUCCCCACUAAAUUGGUGGCCAAAGCGGUUCCUUUGCCUAUGACGGUCCGGGGCCACUGGUUCUUGAGCCCAAGAACAGAAUACACAGUCGCAGUGCAGACAGCAUCAAAGCAAGUUGAUGGCGAUUAUGUUGUUUCUGAGUGGAGUGAAAUCAUCGAAUUUUGCACAGCAGAUUAUUCAAAAGUUCAUCUAACACAGCUUUUGGAAAAAGCUGAAGUGAUUGCAGGCCGUAUGCUUAAACUGUCUGUUUUUUACCGGAAUCAGCACAAGGAAUACUUUGAUUAUAUGAGAGAGCACCACGGAAAUGCCAUGCAGCCCUCUGUUAAGGAUAACAGUGGCAGCCAUGGCUCUCCCAUCAGUGGGAAGCUGGAAGGCAUCUUCUUUAGCUGCAACACUGAGUUUAACACUGGGAAGCCACCCCAGGAUUCACCAUAUGGAAGAUACAGGUUUGAGAUUGCAGCUGAAAAACUCUUCAACCCAAAUACUAACUUGUACUUUGGAGACUUCUACUGCAUGUACACAGCCUACCACUACGUCAUCCUCGUCAUCGCCCCGCUUGGCUCACCGGGGGACGAAUUCUGCAAGCAGCGCCUUCCCCAGCUAAAUAUAAAAGAUAAUAAAUUUCUGACCUGCAAUGAGGAAGACGGUGUCAUGGUUUACCAUCACGCCCAAGAUGUUAUUUUGGAAGUAAUUUACACUGAUCCCGUGGAUCUCUCUCUUGGCACAGUUGCAGAAAUCACCGGUCACCAACUAAUGAGCUUGUCUACUGCAAAUGCAAAGAAAGAUCCUAGCUGCAAGACCUGCAAUAUCAGUGUUGGACGCUAAAGCCUCCCUCGUUACGUAGGAGUCUUCAAAGCUCUGUUGUCCAUGUCCAUAGUCAGACGGUCUCUCCAGAAGCAUGCCCAUGCCGCUGUCACCAAAAGCAAACAGCAGUUCAGAAUCUUCAGUAGCGUUUCUAGUAGUUCUUCUCUCCCUCUUUCCCUUCUGUUCCCCCAAUGCUUUAAAUGAUUAGAAGUCCUGGAUUUCUUUCUGGCAACUAUUUAUACUUAGAUGCUGCAAAAAAUGUUUUCUGUUUCUUGCCAAACAUAACAAAAGUCCUAUAUAAACUGCUUUAGCAAAAUAAAAAUAAUGGCUUAUAAACGGUGUUUAAAUAUGCAUUCAUUUUUAACUACUGAACAAAUACUGGGAUAACUCCAAGCAGCAUGAAAGGUUGUAAUUGCAGCAUGAUUUAAAUCUCAAAGCCUAGAAAUGUCAGCACCUCCAACGUGUUGUUUGACAGUGUUAUUUAUGUUAUUUAUAUUAGCUAACUGAAAACAGAAACUGUGUCUUGACAUAAUAAAUAUAAUAGAAAAAUAUUUUAUUUGUACUGUUGUAUAAAAUAUUAUACAAUCAUAUAGAAUAUAUAGAUUACAUUUUAAUAUCAAUUGUAUACAUGUCAUGAAAUCAUUUUCCCUUAUCAAAGAUGUAGUUUGUAAACUUCAAAUAGCUCUGUAUCUGUUCCUGUUGCUCUAGAUGACUUUAAUUAAAACAGAUUUACGAAGGAGACCAUUCUGAUUCAUAAAAGCUAAGU
Messenger RNA from Nothoprocta perdicaria, 1950 nucleotides. It is a transcript of the gene PHYHIPL, whose product is annotated as phytanoyl-CoA 2-hydroxylase interacting protein like. Gene Ontology annotation, molecular function: protein binding. Lineage: Eukaryota; Metazoa; Chordata; Aves; Tinamiformes; Tinamidae. Bases 75 to 1205 code for a protein of 376 amino acids. The record is from RefSeq and is a predicted model, not a curated record. Gene Ontology annotation, cellular component: cytoplasm. The transcript is spliced from 5 exons.